AUGUUGCUGUGUGAUGGCAGCUUGAAGGCUGUUGGAAUUUCCCAGCUGCAAGACUUUUUCAUUGACCUGAUUGAGAAGAGUCGAGAGCUGAAGGAUAUGGAGGAGAAAGAGCAGAAUGAGAAAGAUCAUGAUUUAAAAAUAGGAGAAAAGAAGGUAGAAUCUAAGAGUUUUACCUGCCAUCACUGUGGAAAGAGUUUCAAUCGACAACGAAACCUUAAGGUCCACAUGAGAGUUCACACUGGAGAGAAGCCUUACACCUGCCAACAGUGUGGAAAGAGUUUUGCUCAAAAAGGAAGCCUUGCAGUCCACAUGAGAAUUCACACCGGAGAAAAGCCUUAUACUUGCUCUCAGUGUGGACACAGUUUUACACAUAAAAGCAAUCUUAAUUCCCACAUCAGAAUUCACAGUGGAGAGAGCUUACAUUUUAUCUGUAAACAGUGUGGAAAGAGUUUCACUCAAAAAGGAAACCUUGAAGUCCACAUGAGAAGUCACACUGGAGAAAAGCCUUAUAUUUGCUCUCAGUGUGGACAGAGUUUUAUACAAAAAAGCAACCUUAAAUCCCACAUGAGAAUUCACAGUAGAGAAAGCUUAUACACCUGCCAACAGUGUGGGAAGAAUUUCAAUCAAAAACAAAACCUUAAAGUCCACAUGAGGAUUCACACAGGAGAGAGACAUUUUAUCUGUAAACAGUGUGGAAAGUCUUUCACUCAAAAAGGAAACCUUGAAGUGCACAUGAGAAGUCACACUGGAGAAAAGCCUUAUAUUUGCUCUCAGUGUGGACAGAGUUUUAUACAAAAAAGCAACCUUAAAUCCCACAUGAGAAUUCACAGUAGAGAAAGCUUAUACACCUGCCAACAGUGUGGGAAGAAUUUCAAUCAAAAACAAAACCUUAAAGUCCACAUGAGGAUUCACACAGGAGAGAGACAUUUUAUCUGUAAACAGUGUGGAAAGUCUUUCACUCAAAAAGGAAACCUUGAAGUGCACAUGAGAAGUCACACUGGAGAAAAGCCUUAUACUUGCUCUCGGUGUGAAAAGAGUUUUACACAUAAAAGCAACCUUAAUUCCCACAUGAGAACUCACAGUGGAGAGAGCUUGUUCAGCUGCCAACAGUGUGGAAAGAAUUUCAUUCAAAAACAUAACCUGGCAGUCCACAUGAGGAUUCACUCUGGAGAGAGACAUUUUAUCUGUAAACAGUGUGGAAAGAGUUUCACUCAAAAAGGAAACCUUGAAGUCCACAUGAGAAGUCACACUGGAGAAAAGCCUUAUAUUUGCUCUCAGUGUGGACAGAGUUUUAUACAAAAAAGCAACCUUAAAUCCCACAUGAGAAUUCACAGUAGAGAAAGCUUAUACACCUGCCAACAGUGUGGGAAGAAUUUCAAUCAAAAACAAAACCUUAAAGUCCACAUGAGGAUUCACACAGGAGAGAGACAUUUUAUCUGUAAACAGUGUGGAAAGAGUUUCACUCAAAAAGGAAACCUUGAAGUCCACAUGAGAAGUCACACUGGAGAAAAGCCUUAUAUUUGCUCUCAGUGUGGACAGAGUUUUAUACAAAAAAGCAACCUUAAAUCCCACAUGAGAAUUCACAGUAGAGAAAGCUUAUACACCUGCCAACAGUGUGGGAAGAAUUUCAAUCAAAAACAAAACCUUAAAGUCCACAUGAGGAUUCACACAGGAGAGAGACAUUUUAUCUGUAAACAGUGUGGAAAGUCUUUCACUCAAAAAGGAAACCUUGAAGUGCACAUGAGAAGUCACACUGGAGAAAAGCCUUAUACUUGCUCUCGGUGUGAAAAGAGUUUUACACAUAAAAGCAACCUUAAUUCCCACAUGAGAACUCACAGUGAAGAGAGCUUGUUCAGCUGCCAACAGUGUGGAAAGAAUUUCAUUCAAAAACAAAACCUGGAAGUCCACAUGGGGAUUCACACCGGAGAGAGACAUUUUAUCUGUAAACAGUGUGGAAAGAGUUUCGCUAAAAAAGGAAACCUUAAAAUCACCUACACCGGAUGCAACAAUACUUAA
Sinocyclocheilus grahami is the source of this 2016-nucleotide messenger RNA. RefSeq names its product gastrula zinc finger protein XlCGF57.1-like. The record is from RefSeq and is a predicted model, not a curated record. Lineage: Eukaryota; Metazoa; Chordata; Actinopteri; Cypriniformes; Cyprinidae. Bases 1 to 2016 code for a protein of 671 amino acids. The transcript is spliced from 5 exons.